Messenger RNA from Salvelinus namaycush (lake trout), 2816 nucleotides. RefSeq lists its product as uncharacterized. The transcript has 5 exons. NCBI's taxonomy places the organism in Eukaryota, Metazoa, Chordata, Actinopteri, Salmoniformes, Salmonidae. The record is from RefSeq and is a predicted model, not a curated record. The coding region runs from base 283 to 1002 and encodes 239 amino acids.
GGCAGCUGGUGGAAACCAUUUCGCAAUUGCGGAGAGUACACUCCCAAUGAGGGGGGAAAAUGUAAUGAGAAAGUGAGAGAACAAUUGAAAAACGAAGAACAAUUUGUAUACGCCUGGUAAAAACACAGUAGUUAUUGCGCUGAUAAGGUUCAGUCCAGCUUCCUGAGGCACCAGGACAUGUCUUGGGGCUGCUCUAUGGAACCCGUCAUGAGCUCAUACAGAGGAAAGUAACUAGAAGGGGAACGCUGAAGAAAAACAUACUAUUCUAAGGGAAAGAAAGACAUGUACAACUGUCUGUUUCUCUCAUUGACCUGUCUAUGCAUUCUCUCGGGUUAUGAUGCAGAGGAGUGUGUGACUUCUAUCUUGGCAAAGAGAAGUUCUGUUAACGUACCAAAGGGGGGCACUCUUUCCCUAUCCUGUGUUGUUCAGCAUUGUGGAGAUGAUGGCUGGACAGGAGGAUGGGGUCUGUCAACAGAGGGACAGUUCCUUCUCUUUAGUCCCACUCCAAGGCAUCAUCUCUCCAACGUCACGUUGACAACCAAUAGAACCCGUCUGCUCAUGGACAUCCUCAAAGUCAACCAAUCAGAUUAUGGAAUGUACCAAUGCCAGAUCACCUGGGUUGAGGGAUACACCAGUGUUGGACAUAUGACGCAUGUGAACAUUACUGCAGCCAUACCACCCACAUCCGUGUGGAAGGUCUAUUCCAGGGUGGUGGUGUAUUUAAGUACCUGUUUGGUAAUCACCCUGGUUUUGGUUCUGGGUCUGGGUCUGGCUUGCCAUAUAAGGUCAAAGGUCCCAUCUCAGCCCCCACCAAUACCACCGCCGAACCCCCCACCACGCUCCCGAAGCGCACGCAAGGACAAGCCCCCCACACCCAAGCCUAAACCAAAGAUAGAGUUGGUCUAUGCAGCUCUUUCAAAGCGCUGCCUUGAACAGCCGAAUCCUAAUCCUCAACGAGAAGCUGCACAGCCCACAGUCUACUCCUCUCUCCACUUCUCCUGACUCAGUCAGACUUUUAUAUUGUAGAGACCUCAACCCAACACCUCAACCCAACUCCUACCUAGCACACACUGGUUGAGUCAACGUUGUUUCCACGUAAUUUCAAUGAAAGUACGUGGAACCAACGUGGAAUAAGGGAAAGUGAAAGGGGGAUACCUAGUCAGUUGUACAACUGAAUGCAUUCAACUGAAAUGUGUCUUCCGCAUUUAACCCAACCCCUCUGAAUCAGAAUAGACGUUGAAUUGACGUCUGUGGCCAGGAGGUAGUGACCUCUUCAAAUGGUUGGAUCUCUUGGUGCUUAGGCUUAGGCGUUGGGUUGACAGUCGCUGGACCCGGGUUCGAGUCCUGACCAAGGCUAUCCCCUGAAUUCACUACAAUAUUCACCUCCGCAUGUAACAGACUGUUUCGACCAAGUGGUCUCAUUUCAGAGCUCUGGAUUGAAUGAUUUCAGAUGUGUUCUGAUUUUGUAUGCGUCAUGCAGUAACUGCUAUCCACGCACUCAGCUAGAUCAUGAUGUCAUGUGAAAAUCAUCUGAGAAUAUAAUCUAUGUUCAAUGUUCUAAAUAAUGAUUUAUGCAACUGUCUUUUAUUUGUUAACACUAAUUAUUAUGUAAUUUGUGGAAACUACUUUCUCUGCCAUGUGUUUAAAUAAACAAACUAGAACUGAUGUUCCAUACCAAAAUAUUGCCACUGCUAAGCAAAGUAGAGCGACUUGUAUUAAAUGUUUCCCCCUCUAAACAAUGUUCCAUGUAAAGCAGACCUGGGUUCAGAUACUAUUAGACAUAUUUCAAAUAGUUUGAGUGUUUGCUCUAGCCUGCCUGGAGGACCAGAGGGGUGAGGUUUGCAGACUUUGGACUAUCCCAUUGGUCCAUUAAGCCAGGCAAGCUCAAUCAGGCACCUAUAUACAUUAUUUAAGAUGAUUUCAAAUAGUAUUUGAACCCAGGUCUAAAGCAUGCUAUGUCCCUUUUAUAAUUAAUUAACAGACAAGAAUGUUUAGAUAUGCCUCUGUUCCUUCCUGUGAGGUCACUGAAUUAAGCAACACAACACAAAUUGACACAAAAUACAACAUUUUAUUUUAUAAUAAAUUCUUAAUGGCACAUUACAUAACGAAAUAUACAUAUACAUUUGUAGGCUUUUUAAAUUAAAAUGUAUUUUCAUUUGACCUAUUUCAUUAAUUUAAUCUGCAAUUACAUUUUUUUUUUUUACAUAACAUCAAUAGCAAAAGAUAAAAUCAAUAAAUUAUGGCCCUAUUAACAGAGAGUAGGCUGAGGGGCACUUGUGGAUGCCCUCUACGAACUAAAAGACGAGUUCCUAUUUAACUUUCUGCCCUGCUCAACUUUCUGAGUUUUUGUGUACCACAUAACAGAACUCCAGUCACAAACACUCCAGGGAUAAGAAUGAACCUCUAUACAGCUAUAGUGCAUGGAUAUUCUCCCAAACUCAAAUAUAGCUGACUGAUUUGGUCACAUCAAUGGAGACCUUGCCAUUUCGAUGCGUUCCUGGGUGAAGACAUUCACACAUGAUUCGUUUAUAAUCAUAUAGCUUACAACAAGGUAAAGUUGUAUUAUAAUAUAUUUUGGAACUACAAUGCGCUAACAUUGUUUUUUGUUUUUUUAACAUCAAUUGUUUUUUCCUGUUUGCUUUUACUUAAGACUGAAAAAUUAACCAUCAUAAUCACAAAGCGUUCAAUCACACUUCCAAAAUAUGUAAGAUCCCUUUAAAAUAUUCUCUGCCCAAUUAUUUAUUUUUGGAGAAAUGUUAGUGAGAGAAAAAAAACAUUGUGAAAUGACUUGAACUACUAAAAAUGAUUUGCACGGA